This is a messenger RNA of Dioscorea cayenensis subsp. rotundata (Guinea yam), 1475 nucleotides long. RefSeq lists its product as uncharacterized. The record is from RefSeq and is a predicted model, not a curated record. The transcript is spliced from 12 exons. Lineage: Eukaryota; Viridiplantae; Streptophyta; Magnoliopsida; Dioscoreales; Dioscoreaceae. Bases 109 to 1203 code for a protein of 364 amino acids.
CUCUUCUCACAGCCGCAAGAAAAAGCUCAGUUCGGAGCUCCCGAGGAGGAGGAAGAGCGCACCAAAGCGAGCGCGGCCCUUUGGGGUUCCUACUGCCGCCGGUGAUCAAUGGCGGCGAUCACCUCCAACCUCAUUGUAUUCUCCCAUGUCUCCUCCGUCCCCAAAUCCAGAUGCCUUGGGAUUUUCUCUUCUUCUCGGCUUGAUCGGCGUGGUUUUGGCACGGCGAGUUUUGGGGGUUUGAGUGGUGGUGCUUGGACUGUUAUUGGAUUUCAUCCUCCUAAGGUUGCCAUUACGGCGGCGAAUGAAGAGAUUUAUGACCCGGAGUUGAGGUCCGUGCUUGAACUCGCUACUGAUGAGGAGUUGUUUGAACUGGAGAGCAUACUCUAUGGACCCAGCUACUUCAGUCCUUUGCUAAAAUCAAUCACAAGCAGACCAGAUGUUGAUUAUAUUAAGGGUGAAGAGGAAAUUGAGCGUAGAGAUGAUUUUAUAGCUCAGCUUGAGGCACGAUUUUUGUUCCUUGCAGCUGAUGCCCGCCAUACAUUGAGAGGUUGGAAACCUUCCUACAGAAAUGUUUUACUUGGUGUGAGAAAAAAGCUAGGGGUUCCUUGUUCAAGUAAAUUGUCAACGCAAGACCUUGAGGUUGAAAUUUUUCUCCAUCUUUUGCAGGAAUAUUCGAGCCAGGAAACUGGCUCUUCUUCAUUCUCUUGGGAGGAUGUUGGAUUUUCAGAUGGUGAUGGAAGUCUUGAAACUGGACUUAGCCGAUGGAAAGUGCAUGCACUGGCUUCCCUGAGAGUGGGGGCAAAGGAACUCCAACAAAUUAUUUUAAAGGGUGGUGGCAUGUUAGCUUUCACGAAGAUUUGUCAAUUGUUUGCAAACAAAUUAUCUGGAAAGAUGCUUUUGGAGGCUGCAAAUUGUGAGAUAAAGCGUGAAAUUAUAAGAAGGGGUGGCCAGUUAGCUGCUAUUAACCUGGAGUCCAGAGCAGCUUUGCUUGCUGCAAGACAGGGCUUAGCACGUGCAGCAUCACGAUAUCUUGGUCUUAGGAGCAUGAUGAUGUUAGUUGGCCCAUUAUUGUGGGGAACGCUUUUAGCAGAUGUAGUGAUACAAAAUCUUGGCACAGAUUAUGCUCGAAUUCUCCGUGCAAUCUAUGCAUUUGCUCAGAUCCGUCUUACCAGAACAUAUGGCUGGAGUUCGAGUGACAAGUGAUUUAUCAUCGAAGUAUUUCCUCCACUCAUACCUUUCAUCUUCCACCUCGGAGAUUUAGCUCUCUUGUUUAGUUCAGUCGUCAAAGAUUGUAAAUAUUGUAGAAUGGAAUGAGCUGCAACAAGAGUCCCAAUUUGAGCAUUGUCAGUCUGUUCAUUUUGGGUUUUUUUCUUUUUCCUUUUUGUUGGAGUUUUUGUCAGAGUUGUUUUCUAUUAUUAAUUUGUCAUUGGCGACUAUUGAGCCUGAUGAAUUGACAAACAUUUUUAUCAUUUAAA